This is a messenger RNA of Mesitornis unicolor (brown roatelo), 387 nucleotides long. RefSeq names its product vacuolar protein sorting 25 homolog (S. cerevisiae) (gene VPS25). Gene Ontology annotation, cellular component: ESCRT II complex. The transcript is spliced from 5 exons. Gene Ontology annotation, biological process: protein transport to vacuole involved in ubiquitin-dependent protein catabolic process via the multivesicular body sorting pathway. NCBI's taxonomy places the organism in Eukaryota, Metazoa, Chordata, Aves, Mesitornithiformes, Mesitornithidae. The annotation marks the transcript as partial. Gene Ontology annotation, molecular function: structural molecule activity; protein homodimerization activity. The record is from RefSeq and is a predicted model, not a curated record.
AUGACGGUGCGGGAGGCCCAGGACAGCCCGCUCUUCGCCAACCGCCGCUUGCAGCGGAAGCUCCCGCUGGAGUCCAUCCAGGUGGUGCUGGAGGAGCUGCGCAAGAACGGGAACCUGGAGUGGCUGGAUAAGAACAAAACCAGUUUUCUGAUCAUGUGGAGGAGGCCAGAAGAAUGGGGGAAGCUCAUCUACCAGUGGGUGUCGAAGAACGGCUUGACCAACUCUGUAUUCACGCUGUACGAGUUGGCCAGUGGAGACGAUACGGAGAACGAAGAGUUCCACGGCUUGGACGAGCCCAUGCUGCUGCGCGCCCUGCAAGCCCUGCAGCAGGAGCACAAGGCUGAGAUUAUCACGCUGGACGACGGCCGUGGCGUCAAGUUCUUCUGA